Paramecium sonneborni is the source of this 1154-nucleotide messenger RNA. The record is from the annotation of a GenBank genome assembly. Lineage: Eukaryota; Ciliophora; Oligohymenophorea; Peniculida; Parameciidae.
AUGGAAAACAAUAGGUUUUAUGCAAAUCAAUCUUGUUAGAAAGAAUUAGAGUAGUAACUUAAGGAAUCAUUUUUAGAAAUAAAACUUUUAAAAUAAGAGAACAAAUAUCUGUAAAUGUUUAUCUAAUAAAUAAAGCUCAUCUAAUUUUGAAGAAUUCAAAUUAAAAUAAGAAGAAACAAGAAAAUUAUAAUAAUUAGUAGUUGAAUUAGAAUAAAGAGUGUUGACUUUGGAAGAAGAAAAUGCCAAAUAAGAAGCUGAGAUAGGAUAUUUGUAAUAUUCAAUAAUUUAUUUUUUAGAAGAGGAUUUUCAUAAAGCAAAGAAAUAUAAAUAAAUUAGAAAGCUAGUUAUGUAUAAUUAGAGCAAGAGUUAUAGGAUUUGUAAAUUUAUUUGAAAAAGUUCAUUCAGUUGCAUGAUUGGUAUUUUCCAAUUAUAUUUCUUAGUUUAAUUGAACAAAUUCCAAACUUAAAUUUGCAACUUUGUUGGAAAGAAAUCAAUCAGGUAUUGAAAAAUCAAUUUAAUACAAACUAAUCUAUAUAAAAUUUAUAAGAUGAGUUAAAAUUAAUUGAGACAACAUACAAAGAACUUGUUCAUUGUAAAGAUAAUGGUUUAACACCUUUAUAAGAAAUGGCUAAAUGUAUAAUAAUAAUAAAUUAAAUUUAGAGUAAAGUAUUAGAGAAUCAAGAGUAGAAAUAGAGAGAAUAAGAAAAGAAGUUCAAUUAAAAUAAAUGGAUUUGAAAUAGUUUGAAAAAAAGUUAAGUGAAUUACAAAAUGAAUUUACAUACAUAAGUAGAAUAGAAACAAGAAAAAAUAAUGUGUAAAUAGAAGCAGAAAAAUAGUUAAUUGAUUUUAGAAAAGGAAUAUCAACAACAAAAAAUUAAAAUAAUAAUAAUGCAUCCUUAAUGAGGGAUACUUUUAAAGAAAGAGACACUUAUAAAGAAAUGAUGAUACCUGAAAGAUUAAGAGAUUAAUCUGAGGUACUUCCUGUCCCUUCUUCAAUAAAGAGAUUCCAGAGACCAUAUAUAGAGAUAAAUGAUAGAUAUGAUGAUUAUUAAGAAGCUAAAACUCCAAUAGAGAAAACAAUUGAUUAAACUAGAAAGAAAUUAAGUCGACAAUUAAGUUAAGCCAGUAGUCUUCGUGAUUAAAAAUAUAUUUGA